This is a messenger RNA of Talaromyces rugulosus, 1722 nucleotides long. RefSeq lists its product as uncharacterized. NCBI's taxonomy places the organism in Eukaryota, Fungi, Ascomycota, Eurotiomycetes, Eurotiales, Trichocomaceae. The record is from RefSeq and is a predicted model, not a curated record. The transcript is spliced from 2 exons. The coding region runs from base 1 to 1722 and encodes 573 amino acids.
AUGGGCAUCCCCAAUCUGUCUCGACAUCUCGCCUCUCUAUCAGAGCCUAUCGUCUUUGGCGGAAGUCAUGAUGGCCCCUCAACAAACUCCGUCAGGUCCGUCGUGAUCGACGGUCCCGCUCUCGUGUACCAUGUCCAUUCGAUCUUGGCCUCGAAGGGCAGUUCGCGUCUCAGCCAAAUCGACCGGCAACCUAGCUGUAAUGAAGUCAGUGUUGCUGUCAUGAACUAUCUCGUGCUCUUAAAGACUCUGAAUAUAAGCGUAUUGAAGAUAUAUUUUGAUGGCGCUCUUCCCUUGCAUAAGCGAGACACAAGACUGUCGAGACUCGAAAAGUCCCGAAAACAGCUCGAGACGUUUUGCAGAGCCACGAGUAGAGAAAGUGGACUUAUCUCAGUGGAGCGCGGUGCUGUUGCGAUUUGGCCCAGAGACCUAUUUCAGGGGUUUGAAUCCUCUGGAAAGCGCCCAAAACUUCCAGAGAAUGCCUUUAUGGUAUCGGCUGUCAUUGAAGACCUGGUUUCGAGGUGGAAUAUCUCUGAAAUAAAAUCAAAUUUGCUGGGAAAUUUAGCCAACCUUUACAUGGACGACACUGACCAUCCCUGGUCGGAUAUCUGUGAGGUUGUCCCUGGCGAGGCUGACAUUGCUUGUGCUGCGCUUGCAUAUCGAGAACCUGGACUGGCCAUUCUAACGAGUGACUCUGACCUGCUCGUUUAUGACUUUGGAUCGUCCAGCUCCGUAAUUUUCUUCAACACUUUUUCCACCGAGAGCUGGUAUGACAAAGAUCCGUCUCAGUCUACAGUUAGAGCGAUGAGCAUUUCCCCAGGCUCAGUCUCACGUCGACUUGGAAUACCAGCUCUAUCCUACUUUGCGUAUGAAUUGAGCCUCGACCCCCAUGCAGGAUUCAGAGAGCUCAUUCGCCGUGCAAAACACGCUUCUGCUGAAUCAAGCCAGCCUGUACCAGCAGCAUAUACCGAAUUCAUGAGACAGUACGAUUUCCAGUGCUUUCAGAAUGGCUCGCUUGACCCGUCCCUUUUAAGGGGCAUUGAUGUCCGGCUGUCUGAGCUGCUGGUACAGUGCCUCUGGACUAGUGAAUAUUUGGAAGAAACGCCUCGAAUAUAUUUACCAUUUCUGCAGGAAGACCACUCGAGACGGUGUGGGUGGGCUGAGGGUAGUCGUAUCAGGAGACUUGCGUUUUCCUUGCUCAACUUCAAUCCUACAGGGGUGGUGAAAUACUCUACCAUCACCGAAUGCACGCGCAGAGGCACACGGUUCUGCUUCGAUCAAGUGGCUCUCUAUACCCGUGAAACUAUUGACCUAGAGGCGCGACGUCUCCUCGACAUAUUCAACCACAUCCAGACUGCAAACCCGCAGGAAGACGGCAGCCCGAUUUUCUGGCGCAUAUUCGCCAUAGCUGAAAUACAUCUGAAUGCCACAGACACCCUUCCUCCUCGCCUCGACAAACAGGCCUUGGCUUCUUUCCUUGGUUUUGGCAAAACUAAAAAGAUCAAUAACAGUAGCAGCAGUGUUGUUGGUUGGGAAGAAAUCCACGCUUUGGCUCAGAUGCAGUCGGUGCUGUAUUCGCUACGGAUACUUUCUCAGAUAAUCACGACUGUGCCACAUAGUCAAGGACUAGUUGGCCAAUUGCAUGCAAUUUUGUCGACGUUGCCUCCGCUACAUGUUUUGAUGAGAUCAUAUAGAGAAGUUAGAGACGAGUUUUACAAUGUAUGA